Molecule: messenger RNA, 2184 nt
Organism: Ostreobium quekettii
Lineage: Eukaryota; Viridiplantae; Chlorophyta; Ulvophyceae; Bryopsidales; Ostreobiaceae
Source: the annotation of a GenBank genome assembly
AUGGACGCCGGUCCCAGGGGGCGGGCUCCAGGUCAGAAAGGGCCUGCCCACCGGCCAAGGAAGGCGGGCCGGGGCGCAGAGCAGCCGGGAAAUCGAAUGGCAUCGGGCAUGACACCACAGGGUUCGACGAGGGUCCGGGAUCGCAAGGGGCAGCCCUGCGUAAAGUCCGGCCGACAUGGGUGUCAUCAGGUUGACGGCCGCGCACCGGCCGAUCUGUUGGGCGCGGCGGUCCCGAGGGGGAAGCGGACAGGCCGCCGCAGGCGCCCGAGGGACCUGUCGCGGGACUUCUUCGUCCGGGAGCUCUUCUCAACGGUGUCAGUGGACACGCCGAAGGAGCGCGAGGUUGCGGAGGCCCUGUACAGCCUGGCCAACUUCUUCCGACCUUCGGCGCCUCCAGAAGACGAGGGCUCCGCGGACAACCGCACCAGGCCCCACCCCCAGGCCGCAACAAGGCGCAACAAUUUUGGCAGCACCUCCCGGAGGCGGGAUGCCGGCAUUGGGGCCAGGCCGGCGCACACCCCGGCGGAUUGCAGGCCGCCCGCGGUGCCCGUUGGGUCGAUCAGGGCCCGGCGCGACGCGAUCGAGGGCCCCGGAUCUGAGUCGGACGCCACGGACAGCGACGGGGAAUCCGCAUCUUGGAUGGACGGCGCGGGGGCGGGAGAGAGGGCCGCGCGCGGGGGGAGGAUUGGGCGCGACAUGCAAAGGGGCAGGCCGGCUGGUGGGGUGUGGAAGAGGCCGGCCCUGGACGGCUCGCGCGGGAACGGGGAGUCGAUCGGGAACUCGCAGAUGUGCGCCGGCGGCUGGGAGUCAGCGUUGUUGGGUAGGCGCCGGGGCGACGGCGCGGCAUCGGCCGAGGAGGGGUUCCCGCAUGCCAAGAGGACGCGCACCGGGGGCAGGAAGGCGUUGGGGGGGGAGGGAAGGAGGCACGAGGCCGGGCACAGGGUUGGGGAGGUUGGGGCCAAGCCUGGGGGUGAGCAGAAAGCCGGCGAAUUGGCGGCAUCGCAGCAGCAGCCGUCGCUGAAGACGCUCAUGGACGCCUUUCACGGGGCGUACGUACGGGCGUACAUGGGGCGUACGAGCCUGCUGGGCAAUGUGUUGAAUCGGCCGGACGCGCCGAAGGAUCAGAUUGCCACUCCGGGGUCCGAUUUCUCGGCGCCCGGGCUCGGCGGCGUGGGUGGAACAUCUGCUGGGCUGCCCUCUGGCACUGCUGCGAUUCCGCUUUCUGUGGCCAUGGACCUGCAUGCCAUGAUGCAGUUGGGUGGCCUUGGGGGAAGGCGGGGGUCGGACCCUGGCCGUGUGGCGCCCCAGGCGGCUGCCGUGAGUGCAAGGACCGGUCCUGUGCCGGCGAGCCUGAAGAGGAGCUUUGCCAGAAACUGUGCACACAUACACAUUGCCCACUUCAUCCGCUGGCACAAGUACCAGCUUCAUCAGGAAGGCAAGACCUCGCUGGCGGUACCGCCCUGCAGCGCUGACGGCUAUGCCGCGGGUCCGAUCGAGGCAGGUGCACAGCCUCUGCAGCCACAGCCCCUUGUGGCUGGUGUGCAGCGUGAAGCAAAGCCGCAGGGACAGCACACCUUUACACCUCCCACACAGAGGCUGUUUCCCUCCAUGUUGCCGUCACACUCUCUCCAGUCAUCGACGCCCCUGCAGGCAAUGCUGCCGGUGGGAGAGAAGGUGCGUGGGACCAAGAUGUCCUUGCCCCAAAGCAACUCGCAGCCGUCAUCAACGCACUUUCCAUUGCUGCCAUCCCUGCACAAUGGUGUGGCCCCGACCAGUGUGCCCACAGCAGGGCAACCGUUCACAGGGCCACAGGGUGCUGCAGCCUUCCUGCCAGUCCAUGCCCCCUUUCCUGGUGGUGGCACUGAUGCCAGCAGCUCCACCAGGACGGGUGUGCUGCUAUCGGUGCUGCAGGCGCAGUGCAGCAGGCCGCCAGUGCCACCAGCAGCUGUGGCUGGCAUGGGGGAUGUCCUAGGAACAGGCGUUGCGGGGGGCGACAUGCUGAGGAACCAGAUGGCCAGGCAGUUGCUGAUGAGCAUGGGCAGUAUUCACUCAUCGGAGGGAAUGAACUGGUUGCAAUAUGUGGCAACAGGAGGCUGUGCCCCAGAUGGAAAGCCCCUGCAACUGAAUAGUGCUGCAUCGCUGGGAGUAGUCCCUAGUCAGUUCAUACCGGAGGGCUUCAAAUGA